AUGGUUAACUCAACAGCCAUACAUUUACGGGAUAAUGACAACGCUGAAGGUUCAAAUGGAAAAAAUUCGUCAUUUAAUGAUUAUGCACAUAAAAUACAUUUGAAAAAUCUAGCAUAUGCGGAAGAAUGUGGUGAUCGAGAGAUAAAAUCGAAUAUACAUAGAAACUUGGGAUAUCAGGGCUCAAUAGAAUGGACAGCCUCUGAACAAGCUAGGCUUUUCGCUGCACUUUUUUAUGGUGGUUUUAUAACAAUUUGGUUCUCGGGCUAUUUAGCUGAUAGAUUUGGCCCAAAGCUUUUGAUUGGAAUGGCUGUUUUAGAUAUGUCUGUAUGCUCACUCCUUUCUCCAGUGCUAGUUGAUCUGAAUUAUUAUGCAUUUUUUGUUGCCAGAUUUUUAAUGGGUCUCGGAGAUGGUUUCAUCUUCCCAACAGUAGCAUCAGCCAAUGCUCGUUGGUCACCCCCAGCAGAACGUAGCUUAAUGUUCGCAAUAUGCACGUUGGGUAACCAAAUAGCUGCCGUUGUUGCUCUUUUACUUGGAUCACGACUUUGUGCCAUACAAUUUUUGGAUGGAUGGAGAUUAAUUUUUCUUAGUUUUGGUGCCAUUGGAAUGACAAGCUUUACUUUAUGGACUAUUUUCGCUGCAAAUAGCCCUGAUGAAAGUAGCUGGAUUGGUUUAAAAGAAAAACAAAUGAUAACUGCUAGCCUAACAGCAGGAGGAUCUAGAAAAUCCAUUAGCUCUAGAAGAUUAAACACGGGGAAAGUUCCUUGGAGUAAAAUGGCUAUGAGUUUACCAUUGUAUGCUGGCAUAAUUGGACAAGUAAAUUGUCAAUUUUGUACAAUGGUGUUGCAAUCUUAUUUGCCUACAUAUUUAAAGGAAUAUUUGAAAUUGAGUUUAAAUGAUGUAAGACAGUAUUUUUUGAUAAUAAAAUUCGUUUCGAGUAUUUUGAAAAUCAUACCUCAAACAGAAAUAAGGCCAAAGCCUAGCAUAGUAAAACACUAG
Meloidogyne enterolobii is the source of this 996-nucleotide messenger RNA. The record is from the annotation of a GenBank genome assembly. NCBI's taxonomy places the organism in Eukaryota, Metazoa, Nematoda, Chromadorea, Rhabditida, Meloidogynidae.